UAGCAAGUUGCGCAGUUUAUUUUACUAAUGCUAGUGGCUUAUAUUCUGAUGAGCUAUUGAGAAAGCCAUUGGAUUUAAUUUUCUCAAAAGUAACAGUCUGACUUGCAUUACGGGGAUACCAGCCUGUAACGGAAAGAGGCGGGAAAGUGAACUCGCGAGCCGGCAAGUUUGAGAAUUUGAACCGACCGAAUAGCCGGGUCAGAGGAUGGAGGCUCAGGUCGGCCGCGUGCGCUGCUCCUCGAAGCGCGCGGUGUUGGCUGCGCUCGAGCGCGUGGUGGAGCCACUACGGAAACGGCUGAAAACUAUCCCGCAAGAGGCCCAGCAGAUAUUUGAGACUGCUGUUCAGGAGAAUAUCCUUGUCAAUGGGCUGUUAUGGCAAGAAGUCUCAGAGGAAGAUGAGCUCAGACAUGGUAGUGACAUAAGGACUUUAGAUGAUGAUUUGGAUGAAUGCAUUAAAGAGACGGCUUCAAAACGUAAGCAGUUUCCAAGGAAGGUUGUUGGACAUCUUGCUAGGACCAUGAAAGCAGAAAGGGAAUCACUCAAGCUAUAUCAGCCUGUAGUAACGUCUCAGUUGAAAACAGAAGUUGAUUCAGAACAAGUAUCCAAGGAGAAGGAAUUGGUGAGAAUUGCAUCAAAUAUUUCUCGAGAUAUGAGUGACACAAUGAAGCAUUUACCAGCAUUUAUGGAGAAAGCUGAAGGACUUUUGCAAACUCUAACUCUUGUUCCCAUUAUGAAGCAAUCCCAGACAAAUAAGGCAAUAUUCUCCACCCACCCAGAGACAUACUUCCAAAAUAGCAAUGAACAAGCUCUUCUGUUUGAAAAAUCUGAUGUCACUCCCACAGAAACUGAAGAAAAAAAUUUGCUGAAGUGUCGUAAGUCACAGAAAAGAAAAUUAGAUUCUUACAUUAACCGAAAAUAUCCAAAACGAAGAUUGCAUCUUGGUCAGUAAUCCUGUGCAGUAUUCAGUGUCAACAGACAGCUUGUACAUUUUGUAUAGCAUGUUUUUUUUAAAAGUGUUUCUAGUCAGAUCUGGUGGAAAAGUUAGGUCUUUUGCAUCUUUGUACUCUAACCACUUGCAAACUAUCUGCAAAGGUAUUUAUCCCAAGUUGUCUAUUCGUAUAAUUAGAUACUGUGAUAAUGCCCAGCCCUGACGAGAGGUUGUAAAGUGAGAGAAAAUUAAGUAGAUUUAAAAUAUUUUGUUUGAAUAGGUGGAACCUAAAACAGAUUUGCCACCUUAUUUACUUUGAAAGAAAGUUGAUUUUGUUCAGAUUUUUGUAUUUCAGAAGCUGACUCUGUUAUAGAGUUCCAUUCCUGUUUUAGUGCUUAAAAUCUCCAGAAAAGAUUUCUUAAAUUGUAUAUAAAAAGCUUGAUUUUUGUAUUGGUUACUUUUUAAUUUUUUUUUCCUCUGCUUUCUGUUCAUUUACUUCUUAAAUGAACAAGUCUGGUAUUCUGUUACAGAGCAAUAUACAAUUGUGAUUCAGUUACUUCACAUCUAACAAAUGAUGACUCAGUUAAAGUGAACUUGUAUGAAUGUAUUGAAAAUGAAAUGGAAAUGAAAUUUUUAUAAAUGGACAAUGAAAUGUGAAUUGUUUGGCUACUUUUAACUAUCUUCUGUAAGAUAACAUUGAUUUUUAAAAAUGUGGAAUAACAUAUACCUAUUGGUCCUUUGAAUAUUGUAAAGUUCAAGGUUGUAAAUAUUUACUGUCUGUUUUUGCAUGUUUCCU
This is a messenger RNA of Rhincodon typus (whale shark), 1724 nucleotides long. It is a transcript of the gene nsl1, whose product is annotated as NSL1 component of MIS12 kinetochore complex. The record is from RefSeq and is a predicted model, not a curated record. Gene Ontology annotation, biological process: mitotic sister chromatid segregation. Bases 206 to 949 code for a protein of 247 amino acids. The transcript has 7 exons. Lineage: Eukaryota; Metazoa; Chordata; Chondrichthyes; Orectolobiformes; Rhincodontidae. Gene Ontology annotation, cellular component: MIS12/MIND type complex; kinetochore.